AGUCUCCAUUUUUAACAAACCAGCAAUCAUGACACCAGCGAACCAUAAGCGGAGAUUCUCCUCUAGAAAUGAAGAAAGCUCAUCAAAUAAGAAACGCAAGACGGGGAAAUCGCUCCAAUCGACGCUUCGCAAAGCCCCGCGGAAAGUUGUGCCUUUGGACAAGCUUGGGUGGAAGGAAGUGCCCAUGCCAGAUCAUUUAGAUGAUGCUGAAGGGUUCUAUGGUCUUGAGGAAAUUGAUGAUGUCGAUGUCGUCAGAGAUGAUUCUGGGAGAAUUUCGUUUCAGAUCAGUAGUGCACAUACUGAGGAUGAAGACAAAAAGUCCAAAGCGGGCAAUCGCGCAAGCUCCGUGGAGGAGGAUGACGAAGAAUGGGGUGGAUUCGACGACGAAGAAAUAGAAGCACUAGCAACGGACGAGAAGCUUGUUCAGGAGUCAAAAUCCAUUGUGCAAGAGCAGAAAAAAACCGAGCAAAAGAAGGUCGAAGACAAGAAGCAAAAGCAAGACAAAAAGCAAAACCAGACCAAGAAACAACAGAAGCUGCAAGGGAAGCAAGUGUCUAUCGAUGACAGUGAGCUCAGGGAGAAUGUCUUUGCAGAGCUCGAGGAUGACGCAGCGGAACUUGACGCCACUGAUGUUUCUGCCUGGCAAUCACUGCCUCUGUCUCCGGAAACUCUCCUGGCAUUGUCCAAGUUGAAGUUCUCGAAGCCUACACCUAUUCAAUCCUCUGCCAUAACUGAGAUUAUCGCUGGUCACGACGUUAUUGGAAAGGCAUCCACAGGUUCGGGAAAGACGCUGGCAUACGGUAUUCCUAUAUUGGAGGAGUAUCUUAAGACCUCCCAGAGUAAGAAAGAUAUGAAGAAAAGGGCAAAGCAGGACGAGGAAUUGCGCAAUCCCCCUAUUGCACUGGUCUUUUCUCCCACACGAGAAUUGGCGCAUCAAAUCUCGGCGCAUCUUACAGCCCUCUGCUCAAACUCUGGUCCGGACAGUCCCUCGAUUGCCACGCUCACUGGUGGUCUUUCGGUGCAGAAGCAACGUCGACAUUUAUCUAGUGCAGAUGUCGUCAUUGGAACACCAGGCCGACUCUACGAGGUUAUCAGCGGCGGACAAGGUCUGGUUGCCUGGCUCAAGAAGGUUAAAUUUAUCGUUGUCGACGAGGCCGAUAGACUACUUAGUGAAGGGCACUUCAAGGAAAUGGAACAGAUUCUCGACCUCUUGGACCGCAAGUCCGAGACUAUUGGCCCUGAGGGCGAGCAGCUUGAAGAAGAAUCGGAUGAUGGGACUGAAGUUUCCCGCCAGACCUUGGUCUUCUCAGCAACUUUCCACAAGGGACUUCAGCAGAAACUCGCCGGCAAGGGCCGUCCUAGCGGGGACUUGAUGAGCAACCGGGAGUCAAUGGAGUACCUUUUAAAGAAGCUCAAUUUCCGUGAGGAAAAGCCAAAAUUCGUCGAUGUCAACCCAAUUUCCCAAAUGGCCGAAGGUCUCAAAGAAGGACUGGUCGAAUGUGGCGCUACAGAAAAGGACCUUUACCUCUACGCUCUCCUUCUCUACUACCCCAAUACCCGCACUCUCAUCUUUACCAACUCCAUCUCCGCAGUCCGGCGUCUCACACCAUUCCUACAAAACCUCAACCUCCCUGCUCUUGCUCUACACUCACAAAUGCCACAAAAAGCUCGUCUCCGCUCUGUCGAACGCUUCUCCUCCACCGACCAUCCAGGCUCUAUCCUGAUCGCUACCGACGUUGCUGCCCGUGGUCUUGACAUCAAAGGCGUCCAGCUCGUUAUUCACUACCACCUUCCUCGCACAGCAGACAUGUAUGUGCACCGAUCUGGUCGUACUGCACGUGCCUCGACCUCUGGAUCGAGCGUUCUCCUGUGCGCCCCUGAAGAAGUCGUCGGUGUGCGGCGUCUUGUCGGCAAAGUUCACGCAGAGGCAGCUAUUGCGGCCGGGAACACAGCAACGCGGUAUUUCAUGCGUUCUCUGGACAUAGAUCGCCGCAUUGCCGCGCGUCUCAAGCCUCGAGUCUCUCUCGCCAAGGAGCUCGCCGACAGCAACCUCGCCAAGGAAAAGAAAGCGUCUGGAGAUGACUGGUUGCGAAAUGUCGCCGAAGAGCUCGGUGUCGAUUACGACAGCGAUACUUUCCAGGACACAUCGUCGGGUAAAGGCUCUCGGAAAGGCCGUGGAAGCGGUCGUGAGAAACGAAUGAACGAGGCUAGUGCAAAGACAAAGGCCGAAUUACAGGCCCUCCGCGCGGAACUCAAAAGUCAACUUUCCCAAAGGGUGAAUAUUGGCGUCAGUGAGCGAUAUCUGACAGAUGGAAGAAUCGAUGUUAAUGAGUUGUUGAAGGCGGAGAAGACAGGGGAGUUUCUGGGAAAGGUGGAUGAUUUAGGUUUUGAGGAUUAGUCAAGAUGCAUUUGAAUAUCGGCGAUUGCUUUUUCCUCGAAAAUUUUCUGUUUUGAAUUUGUUUAAAAGUAUAACAGUCAUAGAAUCCUGGAGUACUGGAUGUGAUACAGGGACGUAUAAAAGCAGAUUUCUUCGUUUCAUUUCUGUCAUUUAAUAAACGUGGAUACCUGAAAAUUGCAAACAACCUGCCAAAAUC
This is a messenger RNA of Xylona heveae TC161, 2594 nucleotides long. RefSeq names its product P-loop containing nucleoside triphosphate hydrolase protein. The record is from RefSeq and is a predicted model, not a curated record. NCBI's taxonomy places the organism in Eukaryota, Fungi, Ascomycota, Xylonomycetes, Xylonales, Xylonaceae. Bases 29 to 2398 code for a protein of 789 amino acids. Gene Ontology annotation, molecular function: nucleic acid binding; RNA helicase activity; ATP binding. Gene Ontology annotation, cellular component: nucleolus. The transcript is spliced from 3 exons.